AUGGAAAUCGAAAAACCUGUUUUACAACAAUCAUCAACAGAUCUUUUAAAGAGCUAUCAUGAUCUAAGCUUUAAUUCUUCACUUUCACAUCAUCAUCAUCAUCAGGAUAUCAGUAAAGCAGAAGCAGUAAAAAAAAUUGAUUAUAUAACAGGAAAUGAUAAUGGUGAUAGUGUUGAUAGUGAUAAUAGCAAUGAAAAUAGUAAUAAUAGAAGUUAUCAUUUACUGUUAAAUGAAGCAAAUGACGAUGAAGAGAAUGAUAAUGAUAAUGAAUCAAAGUCAUCAAAUACUAUAUUUAAACAACAUUUUGCUAAUUUUGAUGUUACAUCAAAAGAGGAAGAAGAAGAAGAAGAAGCAACAACAACAGCAACAACAACUGUAGCAAAUUUAAAUUAUCCAGAAUUAUCAUCAUUUCAACAUCGUUUUUCUACGAUACCAAUGGAAAUUACAAAACGAAAUCAUGCAUUUGUUGCUUGUAAAUUAGCUCAAAAUUCAUCGAAUAGUACUAACAAUUCAAAUUCAAUAAAUAGUAUUCAAGAAGAAAUUCCGGAAGUAGAAGUGGAAAAUUCACAAAAUUUACAAGAGAAAUUAAAACAUUCGGUAUCAUCACUCUAUUCAUCCUCUAUUGUUCGACAGCAAAAUCGACGAUCGGAUAGAACAUUGUUCGAGAAAAGACCACGAAUUGAACGACCACGAGCACGAUAUCCAAAUUCAGCACGACGUACAUCUGCGCCUGCAUGUUUAUGGCCUGCAUCAUCAUUAUUUCCUGAUCAGCAAACAAAAUCAUCAUCAUCAUCACUGCAUGAUAAUUUAAUCUUACUUCAAAAAUUAUUAGCUAAGCAACGAAUUAUGCAAGAAAAUGUAGCAACAUUCAAUUUUGAUCCUUCUACUAGUAUUUCUAAUGCUAAUAAUAAUAUUGCUACCGCAUCUCAAUCAAAAAUUUCACCUCCGACAUUAGCGCCAAAUUUUUCAACUGCUCAAACAUCAGCACCAACAUCAUCAUCAGUUUUAGCCACAUGGCAAUUACUCAGAGAUGCUCGAAUUUUAUCACCUUGGUUAUCAACAGCAUUUUUUUAUCAUCCAACAACAACAGCAACAGCUAUAGCGACUACAAAUUGGCCUCGCAAUAAUUUCACUUCAUCUAAUUUUACUGAUUGUAUAAAAGAUGGAUCAACUCUUGAUGCAGCGACAUUAGCGCCUCAACCAUCAACACAUAUUUAUCAUUCAACAUUGCAAGAUGUUCUAUGUACUAAUUUACAUGGUACAACUUCACCAUAUUCUGUUUCACCCACAACUAAUUUAACAAUUCCCAAUUCACUCUUCUGUUCACCAUAUUCAUCACAAUCAGCGCGAAUGUUUAUGAGUCGUCGAUAUAGUGAGCCAACAUCAUUAAUGCCUCAUCAUUCAGGUACUGGAAGGCGCAAAAGUCGUGAAGGACAAGUAAAUUAUUUAUGGGAAUUUUUGUUGCAUUUAUUGCAAAAUAAGGAAUAUUCACCGAAAUACAUCAAAUGGUUGGAUCAUAGCAAAGGAAUUUUUAAAUUGGUCGAUUCAAAAGCUGUCUCACGUCUCUGGGGUUUACAUAAGAAUAAACCGGGAAUGAAUUAUGAAACAAUGGGACGUGCUCUUAGAUAUUACUACCAGCGUGGAAUAUUGCAAAAGGUAGAUGGCCAACGACUUGUUUAUCAAUUUAUGGAUAUACCUAAAGAGGAAUUUUACGAUGAUCAACAACAUAUCACUGGCAAUGGCAAUGAUCAUUGUAGCGGUAAUAGGAGACAAUUGAAAAGAGAAAACAAUUGUUUAAAUUUUAAUGAGGAAAGUGAUGUCACCAAGAUGUCGCAUGAAUAA
Molecule: messenger RNA, 1842 nt
Organism: Brugia malayi
Lineage: Eukaryota; Metazoa; Nematoda; Chromadorea; Rhabditida; Onchocercidae
Gene: Bma-elf-1
Product: transcription factor E74 isoform, putative
Exons: 8
Coding region: 1-1842 (613 amino acids)
Biological process (GO): regulation of transcription by RNA polymerase II; cell differentiation
Cellular component (GO): nucleus
Molecular function (GO): DNA-binding transcription factor activity, RNA polymerase II-specific; sequence-specific DNA binding
Source: RefSeq, a predicted model, not a curated record